Messenger RNA from Chroicocephalus ridibundus (black-headed gull), 1939 nucleotides. RefSeq names its product E3 ubiquitin-protein ligase TRIM7-like. NCBI's taxonomy places the organism in Eukaryota, Metazoa, Chordata, Aves, Charadriiformes, Laridae. Gene Ontology annotation, biological process: protein ubiquitination. The record is from RefSeq and is a predicted model, not a curated record. Gene Ontology annotation, molecular function: ubiquitin protein ligase activity; protein binding; zinc ion binding. The coding region runs from base 21 to 1430 and encodes 469 amino acids. The transcript has 7 exons. Gene Ontology annotation, cellular component: cytoplasm.
AACGCCGCUCGGCGGCAGCUAUGGCGCGGGCCCUGCUGGCCCUGGGCGACGACCUGCAGGCCGAGGCCACUUGCCCCAUCUGCCUGGAGCUCUUCUCCCAGCCCGUCCUCACCGAGUGCGGCCACAACUUCUGCCGGCCCUGCCUGGAAGCGGUGCUGGGCAAACCCCCGCGCCCCGCCGCCUGCCCCCAGUGCCGCGCCACCGUGGCCCCCGGUUCCCUGCGGCCCAACCGCUCGCUGGCGGCGGUGGCCGGGCUGGCGGAGGCUCUGGGCGAGGAGGCCCGGCAGCCCCGUUGCCAGACCCACGGCGAGGCACUGAGCCUCUUCUGCGAGAGCUGCCGGCGGCCCCUGUGCCCGCUGUGCCGGGAGGAGCCCCCCCACCGGCAGCACCGCGCCCGCCCCGCCGAGGAGGCCGCCCGGCAGCUGCGGGAGACACUCCAGACCAACCUGGUUUUUCUACGAAAAGAGAAAGAAGAAUUUAAGCCCGAAGGAGAAAAGCAAAGCAAUGUCCUGCUGGAGAAGGUGGCCUCGGAGCGGCAGAGGCUGCGGGACACCUUCAGGGAGCUGCAGCAGUUCCUGCGGGAGCGGGAGGGUGUCCUGCUGGCCCAGCUUGACCAGGCACACGACGAGCUCACCACGGAGCUUUGCGAAUACGUUUCCAGCGUUUCGAAGAGGAAAUCGCUGCUGGACACGCUGGUUGCAGAGAUAGAGAAGAAACGUGACCAGACGGUGGUCGAAUUCCUUAUGGAUGUUGACAAAACCCUGAGCAGCUGCGAGGCGGCGAAGGCCCCGAUCCCGGAACCAGUUUCCCCGGAGCUGCAGAGGACCAUUAAGAACCUCUCUGAGAUGAGCCAACUGGUCGUGGGUACAGUGGCCAAAUUCAAAGUGAACCUGCUGAGAGAGAUGGACAGAGAAAAGGUGAAGGUGACGCUGGACCCGGAGACGGCAAGCCCGUUCCUGAUCCUCUCGAAGGACCGCAAAACCGUGCGCCUGGGAGACGGACAGGAAGACCUCCCCGACACCCCCAAGAGAUUCAUGGGCAGCUCCAGCGUCCUGGGCUGCCAGGGUUUCACGGCUGGGAGGCAUUACUGGGAGCUGGAGGUAGGGGAUGGAGACAGCUGGGCCGUAGGGGUGGCUGUGGAGUCCGUGCAAAGGAAGGACUCGCUCAGCAUGGCCAUGGGGAAGAUCUGGGCCUUGCGGCGGGACUGGGAUCGCAAAUACACGGCGUUACACAUGCCCCCCACCUCACUGGCACUGAAGGAAGAGCCCCGGAGAAUCAGGGUCCACCUGGACUAUGAAGCGGGCCAAGUGACCUUCUACAACGCAGAGAACAUGAUGCAGAUCUUGCAGCUCAAGGCCUCCUUCACCGAGAAGGUCUUCCCAUACUUUUGGCUUUGGUCACAAGAAACCUACAUCCAACUCUGUGCCUGAUGGGCUUGGAUGCCUCCCGGUCCCCUGCCUGUGCCUGUGGCUAGCUGAGCAGUCAAGAGAUGUGGGAAUGGCAGAGCAUUGCAUUGCAAACUCACUGCAGCUCUGCCUGGGCUGGAUCCCCUCUGCACAUUGCUGCAUCUCCUCCUGCUGAGUCCCUUGGAGCAUUAAAGAUGUGUUGUCCUGCCUGGGAGUGUCCGCAUGCUGGUAUCCCUGGCCUGAUAUCACAGUGACGAUGUCCCACCUGUCCCUGUGAGCACUGAGGACAUGCACAAAUAAGCCGGAGAGAGGCAGGGAAGAUGCUGUGAUUGCGCAUGCUGGUCUUUGGCAGCGCUGCAUGGCUUGCUUUGGCUCGGUGUGGUGUGCUGUGUUGUGGGCAGCAUGGGGACGCAGCCACCCCCACAUCCAGGAGCUCAGGGUGGAGCCACCGAGCUGAUAAUAGCAGUGCUAACUUCUCAUGUAAAACUGUAAAAACUGUUGCUUGAGAGGAAAACGUUCAGGGAGGGGACAGG